Vanrija pseudolonga is the source of this 1581-nucleotide messenger RNA. It is a transcript of the gene bphA, whose product is annotated as Benzoate 4-monooxygenase. The transcript has a single exon. The record is from RefSeq and is a predicted model, not a curated record. Gene Ontology annotation, molecular function: oxidoreductase activity, acting on paired donors, with incorporation or reduction of molecular oxygen; iron ion binding; monooxygenase activity. Lineage: Eukaryota; Fungi; Basidiomycota; Tremellomycetes; Trichosporonales; Trichosporonaceae. Bases 1 to 1581 code for a protein of 526 amino acids.
AUGUCCUCCGACCUCAAGGACCAGCUCCGCACCCACCUCCACAACGCCCGGCACGAGCUCGCUGCUCUUCCCUGGUGGACGCCGCUCGCGGCGGUCGCGACCAUUGUCGCGAUCUACUACCUCAAGCCGUUCUUUGUCGACUAUGGCGCCCUGCGCGACAUUCCUGGCCCAUUCCCCGCACAGUUUACCGACCUGUGGCUCUUCCGCGUCGUGCGCCGCGGCGACCGCUACAUCACGGUCGACAAGCUGCACAAGGAGCUCGGCACACUCGUGCGCAUCCAGCCCAACCAUGUGUCGGUGGCCUCGGACGACGCGAUCAAGAAGAUUUACGGACACGGCAACGGUUUCCUCAAGUCCGACUUUUACGAUGCGUUUGUUUCUAUCCGCCGCGGCCUGUUCAACACGCGCGACCGCGCCGAGCACACGCGCAAGCGCAAGGUCGUGUCGCACACCUUCAGUGUCAAGAGCGUCCGCGAGUUUGAGCCCUACAUGCACCACAACCUCGAGCUCUUCGUCAAGCAGUGGGACAACCUCAUCGAGAGCGGCAAGCCCAAGAUGGACUGCCUCGACUGGUUCAACUACCUCGCCUUUGACAUGAUCGGCGACCUUGCGUUCGGUGCGCCGUUCGGCAUGCUCCAGGCCGGCGCCGACGUCGCCGAGCUGCGUGCGACCCCCACCUCGAAGCCAGAGUACGCGCCCGCCAUUGAGAUCCUCAACCGCCGUGGCGAGAUCUCGGCCACGCUCGGUAUCAUGCCCUCGCUCAUCCCGUACGCCAAGUACCUCCCGGACCCGUUCUUCACCAAGGGUGUCGAGGCCGUUGCCAACCUCGCCAAGAUUGCCAUCGCGUCCGUUGACAAGCGCCUCAAGUACCCUCCCAAGGACGCGCGUGCCGAUCUCCUCACCCGUCUCCAGGAGGGCCGCGACGACAAGGGCCGCCCGAUUGUCCGCGAGGAGCUCACCGCCGAGGCCCUCACCCAGCUCAUUGCCGGCUCGGACACUACUUCCAACUCGUCGUGCGCUCUCCUCUUCUAUGCCGCCAAGACCCCCGGCGUCCUCGCCAAGCUGCAGCAGGAGCUCGACGAGGCCAUUCCCGACGGCACCGACGUGCCCACCUUCGACAUGAUCAAGGACCUGCCGUACCUCCAGAACGUGUUCAACGAGACGCUGCGGUACCACUCGACGUCGGGCAUUGGUCUCCCGCGCCAGGUUCCCCCCGAGUCGCCGGGCGUCACGAUCGAGGGCCACUACUUCCCCGCCGGCACUGUGCUGUCCGUGCCCACGUACACGAUCCACCACUCCAAGGAGAUCUGGGGUCCCGACGCCGACGACUUCAACCCCGACCGCUGGGACAACGCGACUGCUCGCCAGAAGGACGCGUUUAUUCCGUUCUCGCACGGCCCGCGCUCGUGUGUCGGCCGCAACGUUGCCGAGAUGGAGAUGAAGCUUAUCGCGGCGACGUGGGCGUACCGCUACCAGCCUACCCUGCUCCAGGACUACAUGGACACGAAGGAGGGCUUCCUGCGCAAGCCGCUCGCGCUCAACAUUAGCAUCAAGCGUCGGCAGCAUGGAGAGCGGGCCUAA